ACGGAAUCAACCAACAGCUGCAUCUACCACCAAUCUCUCGUCAGCCGUACCCGCGAGAAUCCUUCAACACGCCUCAGAGAUCCAUACCGCAACUCAGCGUCCCCACCCUCCUCCUUUCUCCUCCACUUUCCCCUGCCGCCCGAUCACAGCAACAGCCACCCAGCCCAUAUCCUAUAACGUAGAGGCAAUGUCUACAGCCGGUUCGCCAAAAUCCUCGCCGCCAGCUGCAAAGCGCAUCAAGCUUGAUGCUGCCGCUGCCGCAGAGCCAUCUACGGCCGAGAGCAACGGGAUGCCUGCAGUAACCUCGGCACCAGAAUUCACCUCUGCGCCUCCUCCUCCUGCGGAAGCGGAAUCAAGCGACGAAGAGGAAGAGCAAGAAGAUGCCAAGGAGGAAGAAGACUUGUCCAGGACAGAUAUGUACCUCGAUACUAUCUCCAGACAGAAGCUUGACUUUGACUUUGAGCAUCUGUGUUCUAAAAGCCUGAGCAAUAUCAAUGUCUACGCCUGUCUCGUUUGUGGCAAGUACUUUCAAGGGCGAGGAAAGGGCAGUUGGGCGUACCGACACGCCGUCGGCGACAACCACAGAGUGUGGCUCAAUCUGGAUACUGAAAAGUUCUAUGUCCUCCCGGAAGGCUACCCGGUCGCAGACCACUCUCUCAACGACAUUAUCCGCGUCCUCCACCCUCGAUAUGCUCCCAAAGACAUUGCCAGACUCUCUCGCCUCCCUCCACUCUCCUAUACCCUGGAAGGUCAAAAGUACACUCCAGGCUAUAUCGGCAUCAACAACAUCAAAGGCAACGAUUACUGCAACGUCGUCAUUCACCUCCUCCUCCAUGUCCCUCCCCUGCGCAACUUUCUGCUCCAUCCCAAUACGCCCCAACUCCAGAUCGAGGCCCGUCCCACCGAGCUUGUGAAGCGGUUCGCGACACUGGCGCAGAGAUUAUGGAAUCCGCACUUGUUCAAAGCGCAGGUGUCGCCCCACGAGUUUUUGCACGAGGUGACAAAGAGGAGUAAUGGGAAAUUCAAGACGACCGAGCAGGGGGACCCUGUUGAGUUCCUGGGGUGGCUGGUCAAUACCCUGCAUAGAGAUCUGGGCGGAACAAAGAAGAGAAACUCUAGUAUCGUCUACUCGACUUUUCAGGGAAAGGUGCAGAUUGAGACGCAGCAAGUUAUCACUCAUAAAGAGUAUGCCCGGCCCGUUUUCGACGUUGGACGAGACAUUCAGAAAAUAUCUUCACCCUUCCUUUUCCUUGCCCUCGAUCUUCCCGCCACACCUCUAUUCACAGAUAUCAACGAGAAGAAAAUCAUUCCCCAGGUCUCUCUGGGUCAGAUCCUCGCCAAAUUCGACGGCAAGCAUACACAAGAAUUCGGGCCCACGCUCAAGAGACAUCACCUCACGUCGCUUCCUCCUUACCUCAUCCUCCACAUGAAGCGGUUCACCAAGAACAACUUUGUUGAAGAACGUAACCCUACCAUCGUCAACUUCCCUCUUCGAGGCGUCGACAUGAGCGAGUGUAAGUGUCUUUCCCUAUUGACAUCGAACGCAGCUGAACGGUUGGCAGAUGUCGACCCCAAACCUUCCGACAACGUGCACACCCAAUAUGACCUCCUCUCCAACGUCUUUCUCGACACCACUGCCGCCUCUACCUCGACCUCUGGUACUGGCCCGGGUAUCACCAAGCGAACGCCGCAGCAAGGCGAGGAGAACCAGAUGUUCUGGAAAAUUCAUGUCCGGGCGGGUCAGACGGAAGGAGAAGAAGGCAAGAAUGGAGCCGAAAAGAGUGCAGAGACGGAAGGAAGAGGAGAAAAGUGGUUCGAGAUGCAGGACCUGAAUGUGACAGAGGUCAGGAAGGAGAUGGUGUUCCUUGGGGAAACGGUGAUACAAGUGUGGGAGCGAAGGGAUCUGUCGACGUCGCGAAAGUAGGAUGGGGAGGGGUGUUAGUAGAUGACUGUGAUGAACACUGUACAAUGCAAGAGAGGGCCCCGGACGGACGCGAACUUGCCUCCACCUUGGCGUCGCGGCGUUUCGGUCAGCAGUGUUUUGAGAAUGAUGCACAGGCUUGACGCAGUCCAUACAGAUGAUGGAG
Molecule: messenger RNA, 2087 nt
Organism: Cryptococcus amylolentus CBS 6039
Lineage: Eukaryota; Fungi; Basidiomycota; Tremellomycetes; Tremellales; Cryptococcaceae
Exons: 6
Coding region: 188-1924 (578 amino acids)
Biological process (GO): protein deubiquitination; mRNA processing; spliceosomal complex assembly
Molecular function (GO): zinc ion binding; cysteine-type deubiquitinase activity
Source: RefSeq, a predicted model, not a curated record